Messenger RNA from Aspergillus pseudoviridinutans, 744 nucleotides. RefSeq lists its product as uncharacterized. Lineage: Eukaryota; Fungi; Ascomycota; Eurotiomycetes; Eurotiales; Aspergillaceae. Bases 1 to 744 code for a protein of 247 amino acids. The record is from RefSeq and is a predicted model, not a curated record. The transcript is spliced from 2 exons.
AUGGCAGAAAAUAUUCUCCAAAGGGUUGACCUCUUGUCUGCGAUCCUGGAGGCUCACGGCGGAGAAGCUCGCUUCAAUGAAAUUAAAUCUAUUGAGGCCACCUUAAACCUUUCAGGCUUAUUAUUCGACUCCAAGGGUUACCCAGGUCACCGCCAACUAACAAUUACUGUUGAUCCACAUUCUCCUAAGACCUUUUUUAGAGGACUGGGACAUAAUGUUGAUGAGCUCUGGGCGUACAGCCCAAAGAAGGUCUGGACUGAGAAUGCUGACGGCUCAGUUAUUCAAAGUCGGGACAGUCCACGCGCGGCUUUUGUUCACUUAAACUCGGAGUCUACGUGGGAUGACAUGCACUUCCUGUACUUUGUUGGUUAUGCUCUGUGGAAUUAUCUCACAGCACCCUUCCUCUUCAAUUGGCCCGGGUUUCUCACUCGGGAACUGGAAAACCACGUCGAGAACGGUGAGACGUGGCGAGUGUUGGAAGUGACCUUUCCUGACGAUAUUCCAACCCACAAUAAAAUCCAGCGAUUUUAUUAUGACAACAAAUUCAUGCUGAGGAGACUUGACUAUGCACCGGUGGUCCUGGGCGGCGGAAAUGCGUCACAAUAUAUGUUUGACCACCAAACUAUCGGUGGUUUGGUAUUUCCAACUCUCCGUCGAGUGGUUCCUGAAGCUCUGAGUGGUGUUUUCGGGCCAAGGCUUGUGUUGAUGGAUUUUUGCGAUAUAACUAUCAGACAGCAUCUCUGA